AAGACCGCUACCGGUUUGGCUUUGGGUCUUGGCGGGACCGUUAACCCCCAUGAGCGCCGCGGGUCCUUUGUUCUUAAUUCGGGGCCCCGCAGCGUUCGCCCCGCACCCAACGCGACUCUGCACCUCAUUUCACAAGCGUAUGCCGGGUAUCGCACAAUGGAACAGUUGGGGCGGGGGAUCCUCUUAAAAAUUCUGCGAGGCUGAGGCGAAAUGAUCACGAGUUCGAGCCCAGGCUCGGCGACUUUGUGAGUCCCUGCCUCAAAGUAAGAAACCAAUGGACCGAGAUGUAACUCAGAGCGAAGGUCCAGGGUUCUGUAUCCCAUUGCCGAGAGGGAAGGAGGGAAAGAGAGAGAAGGAAUUCGUCCCUGACCACAGCCCCAGAGGUCAUCUUCUCCUCGGUUCCUGCAAAGUGGCGCGGUGUUCUUCACUCUGCAGACUCAUCAUCACACACGCCGCCUGUGUGAUGGCACCGGGAACUGAACCCAGGACCUUUAGCAGAGCCGCACCCGCAACACUCAUUUUCUCCCGGGCCGCCCAGUGACCCCCGCAAGCCUUCACCAUGGACUUCCAACACCGCCCCGGGGGCAAGACGGGCAGUGGGGGCGUGGCCUCCUCCUCCGAGAGCAACCGGGACAGGAGGGAGCGGCUCCGGCAGCUGGCUCUGGAGACCAUCGACAUCAACAAGGACCCCUAUUUCAUGAAAAACCACCUGGGCUCCUAUGAAUGCAAGCUCUGCCUGACCCUGCACAACAAUGAGGGGAGCUACCUGGCCCACACACAGGGGAAGAAGCACCAGACCAACCUAGCCCGGCGGGCGGCCAAGGAGGCCAAGGAGGCCCCUGCCCAGCCGGCGCCUGAGAAGGUCAAGGUGGAGGUGAAGAAGUUUGUGAAGAUCGGGCGCCCCGGCUACAAAGUGACCAAGCAGAGGGACACCGAGAUGGGCCAGCAGAGCCUCCUGUUUCAGAUCGACUACCCUGAGAUUGCUGAGGGUAUCAUGCCCCGCCACCGCUUCAUGUCUGCCUACGAGCAGCGAAUCGAGCCCCCGGACCGGCGCUGGCAGUACCUGCUCAUGGCCGCUGAGCCCUACGAGACCAUCGCCUUCAAGGUGCCUAGCAGGGAGAUUGACAAGGCGGAAGGCAAGUUCUGGACCCACUGGAACCGGGAAACCAAGCAGUUCUUCCUCCAGUUCCACUUCAAGAUGGAGAAGCCCCCUGCACCACCCAGCCUCCCCGCGGGGCCCCCAGGGGUGAAGCGACCGCCACCCCCACUGAUGAACGGGCUGCCCCCCCGGCCGCCGCUGCCGGAGUCUCUUCCCCCACCCCCACCAGGCGGCCUGCCGCUGCCCCCCAUGCCUCCCACCGGGCCUGCACCUUCGGGCCCCCCUGGGCCUCCCCAGCUGCCCCCUCCGGCUCCAGGGGUCCACCCUCCAACACCAGUGGUCCACCCCCCUGCAUCUGGGGUCCACCCCCCAGCUCCAGGGGUGCACCCUCCAGCACCAGUGGUCCAUGCCCCCACAUCUGCAGUCCACCCAGCGGCUCCAGGGGUGCACCCUCCAGCCCCCGGGGUCCAUCCACCAGCCCCUGGGGUCCACCCACCGGCCCCAGGCGUGCACCCUCCCCCAGCAGCUGGGGUCCACCCCCAAACCCCAGGAGUGCACCCACCUGCUCCUGCGGUUCACCCGCAGGCCCCUGGGGUGCACCCUGCAGCCCCUGGGAUUCACCCGCAGGCUCCAGGGGUCCACCCCCAGCCUCCUGGGGUCCACCCUGCAGCUCCUGGGGUGCACCCCCAGCCUCCUGGAGUUCAUCCAGCAAACCCUGGGGUACAUCCACCAACUCCCAUGCCUCCAAUGUUGAGGCCUCCUCUGCCCUCGGAGGGCCCUGGGAACAUUCCUCCGCCGCCCCCAACCAACUGAGGCGCCCCCCCUCCGCAUCCCGUGUCUGGCUGCCUGUUUUUCUGUGUUUUCCCACAGAGCAGAGUCCUCAGCUUUUGUACUAUGCCCAGAGCCCAUUAAACAGCCUCCCCCGUG
This is a messenger RNA of Cavia porcellus (domestic guinea pig), 2026 nucleotides long. RefSeq names its product splicing factor 3a subunit 2 (gene Sf3a2). The record is from RefSeq and is a predicted model, not a curated record. Lineage: Eukaryota; Metazoa; Chordata; Mammalia; Rodentia; Caviidae. Gene Ontology annotation, cellular component: U2 snRNP; nucleus; U2-type prespliceosome. Gene Ontology annotation, molecular function: zinc ion binding; nucleic acid binding. Gene Ontology annotation, biological process: spliceosomal complex assembly. The transcript has 9 exons. The coding region runs from base 560 to 1912 and encodes 450 amino acids.